Messenger RNA from Vanessa tameamea, 1062 nucleotides. Its product is annotated as protein BCCIP homolog. Gene Ontology annotation, cellular component: nucleus. NCBI's taxonomy places the organism in Eukaryota, Metazoa, Arthropoda, Insecta, Lepidoptera, Nymphalidae. Bases 88 to 954 code for a protein of 288 amino acids. The record is from RefSeq and is a predicted model, not a curated record. The transcript has 7 exons.
AUAUAAUCUGUGGAACAGUUCAAUAUUUAAUUUGAUCGUGAUCGUGGAUCGUGAAUUCCUUAGCGGCGACAUAAAUAUUAUAGCAAAAUGUCUAAUAAAAAAAACAAGGAAAUACAAAGAGACGACAGUGAAAGUGAAGAAGAACAAGAAUCUGGCAGCGAGAGGGAUUCAGACUUUGAUUCCGAUGGAAAUUAUGUUGGCGAUAAGGAAUUACUAGCCGACUUUGAAGGACGAAACCCAGAAGAUUGUGACUUUCAUGGCAUUAAACAACUUUUGAGACAACUGUUUCUUAAAUCAAAUGUUGAUUUGGGAGCCCUAGCACAGAUUAUUAUUUCACAAAAUUAUAUUGGUAGUGUUGUUAAACAGUGCCUAGAUGAUGGACAAGAUGACGAUGAUGAUGACGAUGAUGGCAGUGAUGGAGUCUUUGGAAUGACCACUGUAAUAAAUAUUACCAAAAGAAAAGAUGAAAAUUGCAUAAAACAAGUCAGAUUAUUGCUAACCACACUGGCCAAUGAUAAUGCUGAUGAUCGAGUGAAAGCCCUAGUCAACAAAAUACUCUCAGACGAUGCUAAUCAUGUAGGCUUAAUUAUAAAUGAAAGGAUUCUCAACAUUCCAGCUGCUAUCAGCGUACCACUAUUCUCAUCACUACAGAAUGAAUUAGACAAAGCAUUAAAAAAGAACAUGCCCUACACAUUCCAGUACCUUGUAUGGAUUUGCAAAACAUACAAAACUGGUGAUGAGGAAUCAGAAGUAUUGUUUGCAAACCAAGAGGAGAAACCUUUAGUUGAAGAGGCUUUAGCAAGUUUUGAUGUGGAUGUGACGGAACAGGCAGAAUUAUCUCAGUGGGACUUUGAUGGAGGUGCUAUGACUCCUUGUAGGAAGGUACUAAUCUUUGAAGGCAGUAAAUUCAAUCAAUUAGUUAGGCUGCUGAAAGAAGAGGUGGAAAGUGCAUAAAAAAAUGCUUACUUGAAAUAAGUUAUGUCAUACUAUGCCAUUAUUACACUGGAUGUAAAAUUAUAUAUUUAUACUCUUUAAGAAUAUUAAAUUUACGCUAAGCUUAAG